Athene cunicularia (burrowing owl) is the source of this 4951-nucleotide messenger RNA. RefSeq names its product plasminogen activator, tissue type (gene PLAT). The coding region runs from base 1703 to 3379 and encodes 558 amino acids. The transcript has 15 exons. NCBI's taxonomy places the organism in Eukaryota, Metazoa, Chordata, Aves, Strigiformes, Strigidae. Gene Ontology annotation, biological process: smooth muscle cell migration; plasminogen activation. Gene Ontology annotation, molecular function: serine-type endopeptidase activity. The record is from RefSeq and is a predicted model, not a curated record. Gene Ontology annotation, cellular component: extracellular region.
GUAGAUGUUGCUUGAGAGAGGAGACACUGUUAUUGCUGGCUUUCCUGAAGUAUGUUAAGGACUACAGCUGGCACCCACGCCACACUCUCUAGACAGCUAGAAAGCUGUGAAAAGCCAGGCAAUAGUAACUUCUGAAAUCUUCCCCCACAGCCAUUACUUUGUUAGCAUCGUUAAACUAGAAGUCCGGUAGCAAAUAGCUGUUAGGUUUAAAAAGAAUGUAAAUUAGCCCCUACUCGCUCAACAGUGUCCAGUCAUCUUUUUCUCAACAACUGGGAGUCCCUUCUGGAAACAAAUGCAGCUGCCCUUCAAUCACAUUUAUGGCAGUAAUGUUAUCACCAGCACUGUGUCUCUCAGAGAAAAACGUAAUAAUCUCAACAAAGAUUUCCAUAGCCAGAAGAGCUAGCCUGAAGAUGGAUGUCCCUCACACACCGUUUCUUGCGUCUGUCCUUAUACUAAAUUGUAUCAGGAGCCUGAUUUCUAGUGAAUCAGUUACUAAAAGUUGGGGUACAUCUGUUACUUUAACAGUUGCAUCACUGACAAUUUUCAUAACCUAGACCUAAGUUCAGCUCCAAAAGCGAUUUUUUUGGAUUUGUCUGCCACACUUUUGAUAACCUAGUACUUCGUGAACACACCCUGGUGAGUAGAUCUUCAUUUUCCAGAAUGGACAGCAUCAGCAAACAUUUAACUCUUUAGUCCUCAACAUGCUAUUCCUUAUUUCUAUGUAAGGAUCCUUGGAAGUUUUGCUCAUUGUCUCCACUUAACUUGAGAGCUCCUCGACCAUUUCUUUUCCCAGUGGCACUGUUCAUGGCAUGCUUUGCUCCACAGACAUGUCAGGGUCUCUCUGCCAGGCAUUUCUCAGUACUAGGUGCUUCUCAGCACCAGGACUAAGACUACAGAUUGCAGACCUCUGGUCACGUUAGAAAUACACCCCCUCACAUUCCUAGAAGCACGAUGUGACAGUUCAUCAUAAGGGAUACAUACUAUUCUCACUGUCACUGGAGCUUAAGGUAUUCAGUGGUGAAAGAUUGUUUUGAAGACUGAAUCUGCUGACUGGAAGAGAGAAAGAACAAACAAAACUGGUCGUAAAAUUUAGCAUGCCCCACUCACUUCAUCAAGCAAGCUCUCCUCCUGUCCUGCACAGACUCACUCCCUAAUACUCUGGACACAAACCACCCUGUCCUGGAUCAUCCCCAGAUCCUCUGGAAGGGUGGGGGUGGGGGAAAGGACGCCCUACUGCCCUCUGGAGUCUCCACCCCUCGAGUGGAGUUUUAAGUAGGAGAGGAGCUGUUCAGAGAGAUCGGAGCAGAGACGCAGAACGCACAAAACCCGACUGGUCUAGAAAGGAAAUCAUCAGCAAAAUACGGAAGAGAAAAAGCAAAAAGGGAUUAACAGAGAAGCCAGAAACCCAGAAGCAAAGUGGGUUAUGCCUCAUUGCCUUUGUAGGCAACAGACCACCUCAGAAAGCCCUUCACUGCCUUUGUCUGUCACAUUCAGUCUGGUUUUCUGCUAUGAGAUUAGAAAUGGUGCUUAGUACAGCAAGGGAAAAAACCCAUGUUACUUAAUUUCAGCAGUAAAAAUUUGUAUAUGGUCAAGAUUAUGCUGUGUUAUGAGCGUGCCCCUGGCUGCUCAGAAUUUUCUCCCUGCCCACCAGCUGUCCUAAACCAGUCAAUGCUCACACAAGAUAACUUGAGAUUUGGAGGUGAUGUGGAAAAUACUCAGAACAGAGGGAAAACUCCCAUGUCUCCUCCUGCUGGUGGGAGCAAUCAUGACUGUUCAAUGCCAGGGCUUACGCAUGCGUUUCAAACGGGGAGCCAGAUCUAGAGCCAUUUGCACAGACAAUUCAUCUGGAGAAAUUUACCAGCACAGGGGAACCUGGCUAAGGCUCUCAGGGAGCAGAAUAGAAUACUGUAGGUGCGACAGCGGUCGGAGUCGCUGCCACACUGUGCCUGUCAGAGCCUGCACUAGAAAUAAAUGCUACAACGGCGGCCAGUGUUCACAGGCCUAUUAUUCCCCACAGCUCUUCAUUUGCCAGUGCCACCAAGGUUUCUCUGGGAAGCAGUGUGAAAUAGAUACUGAAAUUAAGUGCUACAAAGACACUGGAGUAACGUACAGGGGUACAUGGAGCAUGACCAAGAGCGGAACCGAAUGUUUAAAUUGGAAUAGCAAUGGCUUGAUGGACCGGACAUACAGCGGCCGAAGAGAGGACGCGGCCGAGCUGGGAUUGGGCAAUCACAACUAUUGCAGAAACCCAGAUGAGGAUUCCAGACCUUGGUGCUAUAUCUAUAAAGGGGGAAGGUACCUCUGGGAACACUGCAGCGUGCCCUCCUGUUCAAAAGUUGGGAACAUGAACUGCAAAUCUGGAAGAGGCACAGAUUACCGAGGCAGCCACAGUGUUACCAGUUCUGGAGCUACCUGUUUGAGGUGGAAUUCUCGACUCCUUGUCAACAAGUUAUAUACUGCUUGGAGAAGAGAUGCUUACCCACUGGGCCUUGGUAGUCACAAUUUCUGCCGGAAUCCUGACAAUGACAGCAAGCCCUGGUGCCAUGUACUGAAAGGAAAUCAGCUCACAUGGGAGUACUGCAAUGUGCCUACUUGCUCCACCUGUGGCUUACGGCAGCAAAGAGUACGCCAGUACAGGAUUAAAGGUGGCUCCUAUGCAGACAUUGCAGCUCACCCAUGGCAAGCUGCCAUCUUUGUGAAGUAUCGACGAGCACCAGGAGAGCACUUCCUCUGUGGAGGAAUUCUGAUCAGUUCCUGCUGGGUUUUGUCAGCUGCUCACUGUUUUGAGGAAGGCUUUAGUACAAAUCAGCUGAAGGUUGUGCUGGGUAGGACUUCCCGUGCAACUCCCGAGGAAAAUGAACAGACAUUUCAAGUGAAGCAUUACACUGUGCAUCAAAGAUUUGACUCAGAAAAUUUCAACAAUGAUAUUGCUCUGUUGCAGUUGAACUCAGAUGCAGAAGACUGUGCUACUGAAACAGACACUGUCCGUGCUGCCUGCCUCCCAACACCAGGACUGCAGCUGCCUGACUGGACUGAAUGUGAGAUCUCUGGUUAUGGCAGAAGUGAAGAAUUCUCUCCAUUCUAUUCAGAGCACCUGAAAGAAGGUCAUGUCAGACUGUUUCCAGCCAGUCGGUGCACAACACAGCAUCUAGACAACAGGACAGUUACAGACAAUAUGUUAUGUGCAGGAGACACAAGGCACCUUGAUGAUGCCUGCAAGGGUGACUCUGGAGGGCCCCUGGUCUGCAUGAAGGAUGAUCGUAUGUAUCUAAUUGGAAUCAUCAGCUGGGGAGUAGGCUGUGGCCGCAAAGACAUACCUGGCGUUUAUACAAAUGUGAAUCGUUAUCUUGACUGGAUUCAGGACAACAUGACACCCUGAGAAAGAAAAAUGAACUAUCCACAAUUUGUGGCCAUGCCCUCACAGCUUCCUUCUGGGUGCUUUAAGGCUACUGACCGGGCUUCCUGUUUGUCCAGAUGCUUACAGUACAGGAGGAAAACAAACUGCGUGUGGGAAGCAUACAUUUGCAAAUUACUCUCCUUAUUACAGGUUAUCAGAAGGUAACGCUUCUUUUCCCCCACAUCCCCAAGCUUUCUUCUUGCAUCAAAUCACUCGAGUACAAAUAAAAAUAAACUUUGGCCCAAGAGAAUAAACUGAGAGAACAUCAUGCAUGCCAUGAACAGCUGUGUUGUUUUAGGAAGGGGCAUGAACUGAAGGCAGAAGGGACAGAUUUAAUUUCCUGAAAACUUCAUCUCCCUCCUUCUUUGACUGUAAAUUUAAACAACGUUCCCGUCAACCUUAAUCUCUGUCCUUUUUAAUAUCACAUUUUAUCUUUGUUAUUUAUGCUGGUUCACCUUGACUCCAGUAGAAAGAGCAAAGCUGUAGGCAUGGGCUGCUUAUUUCUGUACCAAUACACUACUAGCUUUUUCAGUUUGAAACUGAUUCAUUAACAGAGUCUGAGCUUAAACUCUCUGAGGAAAUCCAGGAUGGCACGCUUGUUACAACAUUCUAUUCUUCAACUUUUCCUCCUGGUAGUAACUUAAAUAUUUAAAUAAAUAUGGAAUAGUUGAAAAUUUUAACACCAGCUGUAUUUACCACAGAAUCAACAUGUUACUUUUUGUCUAUUAAAUUUCUGUGCAUUAUCAUUUGAUAUGAAAGCAAAAGCUCUCUCUUUAGCACAGCAGGGCAGAAGAAAGGACAAGUGCAAUGGUAACAGUUUUAGGUGCUUACUAGAUUUACAUGCACAAGUAAAGAUCAAGUCAAUUGUCACAGGGCUACAUUUGUCCUUUAACAAGAAGGUAUAACCACAUCAUUGUGAACUAGAAUCUCAGUAGUCAAGCAUUACUUGCUUGCAUUGCAGUUGCCAUGUGACACUGAGCAGUAUCCAUGUACAUCCUAAGACUUAAGUCUCUUUGAGAGAUUCUCUCUUGUCCAGCUGUUUUAUAAAGCAAGAGAGAGCAGGUGUGACUACUGUUUCACGGAAAAAAUGUAAAUUAUAUUGAGGCUACAAAAAGAGUUUAGCUUUAGUAUCUAUCAGGCACUGUAGUUAGAAAACUAGUCUGUUUUAUGUGGGGAAUUCAAAACACUGUAACUCAAAAUGUUUACUCUCACAGUUGUAAGGAGCUCUCUGAUGAUCUACUAGCACAGGCUCUAGUCAAAUAGAGAAGUUUAUACAAUAAGUAAGUACAGAAGAGAGAUUUGGUAAGGAUGCCUAUUACUUUCUCAGGUGGGAUUUGUAAAUGGCAAUUUGGUCCAUGUCUUUCUAGCUACCAGCUUCAAAACUGACCUCAAGAUCUCUAAUGUCCUCAGAUAAAUGGUAGUGUUAAAUCCAGUCAGCUUCAGCAAUGAGUCCCAUAUUCCAACCAAUGGAAGGGGAAAAAAAAAAACACAAGAUGUUUAUUAAAAGAGAGUUCAAUUUUUUGGUGUGAUUUGUUGUUGUUAAUUGUAUUUUAU